CGCCCCUCACCGCUCCCGCCCCUCGCCGCUCCCGCCCCUCGCCGCUCCCGCCGCUCGCCGCUCCCGCCUCGGCGCGCACGCGCGGUGAUUCAAACGCGGUGGCGGCCGGGGCGGUUCGGGUCUGAGGGGAGCGGUCCCGGGCUGAGGGAAGCGGUCCCGGGCUGAGGGAAGCGAUCCCAGCCCGGCCUCUCGCCCGCCCGCCGCUGCCUCGGCACGAUGCACUCGGAGGGCAACAGCACGGCGGCGGGCGGACAAACGCCUAAAACUACGCGGAAAGGAGGAAGAUUCGUGCAGUCUCGCUACCUGCAGUUCGAUAAGAAAGAUAGCAAGAAGGUGCCGAGAGUGCCGAGCUCAGACGUCGCUCAGAGAAAGGCAAAAAAGGAUGCUUCGUCAAGUUCCUCUUCAUCAAAUACUUCUCUGUCGUCUUCUAGAACUAAAGCAAGAUCGGUUCCUUCUCAGAAACGCCAAACUUCUGCUGGUGCUGACCACAGCUCCUUAAAUCAGAGUGGUUUUGAGAAGGGUGACUUGCAGUCCACUUUAUUGGAUGAAGGCAAAAUGAAGCUCCCAGACCUUGAUAUUUCUGCUAUUCAUGAUAAAAGUGACUCCAAGAAGAGUUCUUGUUCAGAAUCAGCUUCAGGAGAAGAUUCAGAGAUAAACAAAACAAGCAGAGUCUCUGAUAAGAAAACUCGUGAUUCUCGUGAUGUGAUGGCAGAGCUGGAAUCUGAGACACUGCUUUUAACUUUCCUAAGAAUAAAGGCAGAAAAAAGGGUUGCCAAGGUGGAGGAAAUAGCAGAAAAAGACUUGCUAAUGUUGUGUGAAGAAAAGCGGAGAGAACAGAGGCGGCUCUGGGAGCUGAAACGUGAAGUUCUGCUCAAGGAGACAGAGGAGAAGCUCAAUGAAACAUUAGACAAACAGAUAGAAGUGCUGUCUCCCCUCGUGGCUGUGUGUGAGCAGUUUAAAGAGCAGUACAAAAGCUUUGCAGCUUCCCUGGAUGCUACGAGACACGAGUUACCCAUAAAGAACAUUCACGUUGAAGGAGAUAAGCAAACCUACCUUGAUGAACUGGGAAAGCAAUUAAUGAUCACACAGGAGCUUCUGACAGAAGUUAUGCCAAACCACUCAGAGGAUUGUGAAAAAGCUCUUGGUGCAUUGAAGGAGCUUAAAGAAGUGUCCCAGCAGCUGAGUAAAGGGCUUCAAAGGAGCUUCACAGAUGUGCAGGACCUGUCGUUUGCAGCCAGUAAAGAAGUUUCUCUGCAUAACCAAUAUGUGUGUGAAGAGAAUCAUGGAUUAGAUGUUGUGAAACACUGGUAUUUCAACUGAGUUUCUGUAUUGUUUUACUGCUGGGUAGGUACUAACUCAAAGCCAGCAGACCUUUUAUCCUUACAGGAACUGGAGAGUUGUUCUGUGGCUGUCCCACAGGGGGACAUUGCUGCUUGUCUUUAAUGGGGAUUUCUGUGACAGGUUUUCCAUCCCUUUCUGCCCUGACAGUACUGAAAGAUAAACGAUAAAAAGUGCAAUUCCUGCCAAAUCUGGCCUGUGUGGUCACCCACAGCCUGAGUGUUGGUUGCUCACUGAACAACUUCUGCAGGAUCACUGAUUUGUCCUGUAUUUCUUGAUGUGCUGGAUGGGUACAAAGCACUUGCUUGGAAGGAGCCUGAUCACUUUUAACAAGAGAAGUUUUGGUAACUAGUUGCCUGAUUGCUUUGUAAACAAAUUAUUGAAAUCACAAAUGCUUUUGUACAAACCUGACUGCUCUUUAAAGAUUCUGUUCUUUGUAAUAAUAAAGAUUAUUUUCCUCUGC
This is a messenger RNA of Prinia subflava (tawny-flanked prinia), 1801 nucleotides long. RefSeq names its product HAUS augmin like complex subunit 8 (gene HAUS8). The record is from RefSeq and is a predicted model, not a curated record. The transcript is spliced from 10 exons. Lineage: Eukaryota; Metazoa; Chordata; Aves; Passeriformes; Cisticolidae. Gene Ontology annotation, cellular component: cytoplasm; centrosome; nuclear microtubule. Gene Ontology annotation, molecular function: microtubule binding. Bases 217 to 1320 code for a protein of 367 amino acids. Gene Ontology annotation, biological process: spindle assembly; centrosome cycle.